GGUGGGGAAUCGGUUUACUGAAAUAGAAAAAAAAUGGAAAAAAAAAAAAAAACUGUGAAGAAUUGUUGACAUACAAUAUAUAUAUACAUACAUACACACACAGUUCGUAUAAUUUCAUAUGUGAGAUAAAAGAGGGGCGAAAGAAUCGCUUCGUAUAUAAGUCAUCCAAAGCUGAAGACCCCUCAUUCGAUAUAUGUAUGUAUAAUCGGAUAUUUACGUUUUAUCUAGAUUAGCGAGAGAAUCUCGGAGUAGCAAUCCAAUAUUGUGUGCGUGUGUGAGGAGAGAGGCGACGGCAUGGCUGAUUUAAGCGUUGAUUCCGUUUGCCUCGAUGUGGAGACAAUCUAUCUCGGCGGGAAGGAGCAUAUUGUGCGAACAGGAACUGGUUCGGUAUCUGUUAUUAUAUACGGUGAUCCAGAGAAACCAGCUCUCAUCACUUAUCCGGAUUUGGCUUUAAAUCAUGUAUCAUGUUUUCAAGGUUUGUUCUUUUGUCCGGAAGCCGCGGCAUUGCUCCUUCACAAUUUCUGCGUUUACCAUAUCAGUCCUCCUGGGCAUGAGUUGGGAGCUGCUGCAAUUAGUGAAGGUUUUCCUGUGCCUUCUGUUGAUGAUUUAGCAGAUCAAAUUCUUGAGGUGCUCAACUACUUCAGACUUGGUGCAGUCAUGUGCAUGGGAGUAAUGGCUGGCGCUUACAUCCUGACCUUGUUCGCUAUGAAAUAUAGGGAGCGGGUUGUUGGUUUGAUACUUGUAUCGCCUUUGUGCAAAGCACCAUCAUGGACAGAAUGGCUCUGUAAUAAGGUGAUGUCAAAUUUGCUGUACUAUUACGGUAUGUGUGGUCUUCUGAAGGAAUGCUUACUUUACCGGUAUUAUAGCAAGCAGGAAGUUCGUGGCAAUGCAGAAGUUCCAGAAUCUGACAUAGUUCAAGCAUGUAGAAGACUGCUGGAUGAGAGGCAGAGCGCAAAUGUGCUUCGUUUUCUUCAAGCCAUAGACAGGAGACCUGACCUAACUGAUGGUUUGAGGAAAUUGAAGUGCCGAACUCUGAUAUUUGUUGGGGAUAGCUCUCCUUUUCAUUCCGAGUCUCUCGACAUGAUUGCAAAACUGGACAAGAGAUAUAGUGCCUUAGUUGAGGUGCUCGAUUGUGGAUCAAUUGUCACGGAGGAGCAGCCGCAAGCAAUGUUGACAUCAAUGGAGUAUUUCCUGAUGGGUUACGGGCUGCACAUGCCGAGUCAGCACAGUGGCAGCCCAAGGAGCCCGUUGAGCCCUACUUGUAUCGCGCCAGAGCUCCUCUCCCCGGAGAGCAUGGGAUUGAAACUAAAACCGAUCAAGACCCGCGUCACGUCACAAAGACUGCAUUAGUCUUCUAUUUGUCACUCUGUAAAUUUGGGAGGGCCACAUGAUAGUUUUUUCUUGUUUCUACCAUUUGUCACAUUCUUUGGUUGUAACUGUUGUCGGAAAAUGUUGGGGUAGAGAGAGAAAGAUGGGCUGUAGAUAUAUAUAUGUACAUGUAUACUGUAAAAGACUUGAAAAUUCUUUGGUUGGACAUAGGGUGGGAUUUGGGAGGAGUUUGUUGGAUGAUUCAUUCAUUUGUAGUCUUUCAUCAUCUUGUAAACAUCUGUUGUAAAUCUUGAUGACGGCGAGCUAUCAAUAAAUAAUGCAGAUCUGGUCUC
Salvia hispanica is the source of this 1661-nucleotide messenger RNA. Its product is annotated as protein NDL1-like. The record is from RefSeq and is a predicted model, not a curated record. Lineage: Eukaryota; Viridiplantae; Streptophyta; Magnoliopsida; Lamiales; Lamiaceae.